This is a messenger RNA of Penicillium salamii, 1314 nucleotides long. Lineage: Eukaryota; Fungi; Ascomycota; Eurotiomycetes; Eurotiales; Aspergillaceae. The record is from the annotation of a GenBank genome assembly.
AUGUGGAAUUACUAUGAAGGGAAAUCGAUCAUGGUGACCGGUGGGUCUGGGUUUCUGGGGACAGCCAUUGUCCAUCGCCUGCUCACGACUACAUCGGUUUCGCGAAUUUAUUUGAUUUGCAGGGGUGGUGUUGGCAAGCUGCGGGCAAGAUGGAGAGAAUGGCUCCCCCAAGGUAUGGCCGAUGCAAUGUGUGAUCCGAGUCGAUUGAUCGUACUCGACGGCGACAUCCUCGUUCCAAACCUGGGACUCUCCGAGACUGAGCUCGAGGCAAUCCGUAACACCACCAAUAUCAUCAUCCACGCUGCAUCCUCAAUCAACCUAGCAGCGCCGUUGAAACGUCUACACGGUCCCGUCAUCGAAGCCACAGAAACAGUGGCAAAUAUCGCCCUUUCGUGCAAGAUGCUCGAUCGUUUCGUUUAUGUUUCCACUGCAUACUCAAACACAUAUCUGUACCCGCACAGCCAAGACGUGGAUUUGAAAAUCGAGGAAGAAUUCUACAAACUUCCAAGUGGAUGCGAUGCUCUGGAUGAAUUGGAAGAAGUCAGAGAAUACGGCACAAGCACAGCAUACGAAGCAGAGGACUUUCCCUGGUCCUACGGCUACGCCAAACAUCUCACUGAGAGACUUCUAUUGCAUCGAUUCAGAGAAUCCAACGAAAAGCUCCUUAUUGUGCGUCCUGCCAUCAUCGGCGCAGCUCAGGCUCUACCGUUCCCGGGAUACAAUAUGCCCAUGUCAUCACCAUAUACCAUGUUUACUGCAGCAUUGCUCUUGUUCCCAUAUCGCAAGUUGACAAUCGCCACACGGCUGGACCAACCGGAUAUGCAAGUUACCUCCGACGAAGUCCCCGUUGACGUUGUCGCAGACCGUCUUCUGUGUCAUCUUGCCAUGGGGACUACUGGGUGCGUCCACGCCGUGAGCGGGGCCAGGGCCCGACAAAAGAUGGAGUCAUUUGUGCAACCAGUUAUGAAACUUCGCAAAAUUCCCUGGGAUGUGAAGGCCAGAUGGAUUAAGGCAGAUUGGAAGUCACGGAAGCAAGAUGCGUUGUCCCGGCUUUACAGAAUAAUGGGGACGUCGUUCAAUUUCCUCGAAACCAAAACGACUUCUAUGUAUGAGCAAUUGUCCGAGAAAGAUCGUAUGGGACUCCAGUUAUUCAAGAACAACGAUACGGGUAACUAUUUGCCUGCUCGAGGUGAAGAUAUCCGCUACGUGAUGGAUUACUUUGCUCGCAGGAGCUGGUUGGCGUGGCUGAUUGUUAUGCUCUUCUAUUACAGCUUUGGGAAGGCCAGUCAGACCAGCCGAUAUGCUAAGCUGUGA